This is a messenger RNA of Mesorhabditis belari, 1578 nucleotides long. The record is from the annotation of a GenBank genome assembly. NCBI's taxonomy places the organism in Eukaryota, Metazoa, Nematoda, Chromadorea, Rhabditida, Rhabditidae.
AUGGAUCUUUCACCAGCUGGUUCUCGUGUCUCACUCGCCAUGUUUACUCCAAUGGGUCGUUUCGUUUUUCCGUUUUCCGAUCAGGCUAAUCGACGGGAUCUUCAAUCGCGCAUUCAGUCUACCACUUAUGCUCCAUGCGAUCCAAACACGAGUCCAACCCGUUGUCUCCCGUGUGCCAGUGUGAACUCGAUUGCCAAGUUUGCUCUAGCGCAAGGUAAUCGAAAGCCGUUUCCCGAUGUGAUCGUCGUGAUCUCUGGGGGAAAAUAUCAGAUUCCCGAGUUGCUAAACAAAGAGGUGCUCUUGUCUCCAAACUCUCCAAUUCAUGCUUUCUAUAUUCUCGUCGAUGGAACGUAUCCCCAGAUUGCUGAUCAACACUAUGCAGCCACUGCCAAUACUUUGAAAUUAACUGCCCAUGAUUUCGACUCCCUUUCGCGUCUUUCACUUCCACUCUGCCAAUCUGCCAACACUUUUGUGAAUAGAAGUAAUGCCACUCAUCCCUUUGCAUUCGGUACUCUUUGUUGGAUUGUGACGACUCUUCUCUUUAUCGUGUUUCUUCUUACUUGUUGUUGUCUUCUUUAUGCUGUAUAUGUUUAUCGAGAAGAUAAUAGACGCUUAAAAUAUGAAUACGCGGAAGUUGAGAGAAAUCUUCGUAAACAAAACGAAUAUUUCACUGCGAGGAUUCAUCGACAAAUGGAAGAGCAAAUGAAAUUGAAUGAGAAACAUCAAAUCCGAAGCGAGGCAGCUGAAAAAGCGGCUGUGGCAGAGUUGGCGGCUGCAAAAACACGCGAACAACCACAACCAAUCAUUAUUUAUGGACAGCCGAUGAUUGGUGGGAAAAUGAUACCACCAAAGCCUUUGUCUCCAUCGAAAAAUCCCCCAAUCACCCAAAAAACCCUUCGUGAAAUAAUUCCGUCGAGGCACGCUGUGUCGGCUCAAUUCCCCGAGUUACCUAUGAGUGAUCCUUUUGAAUAUGAGAAAUCGGGCGGGUGGAAGCUUUUCUCGUGGGAUGAAGCAAGAGAGAAAUGCAAGGGAAUCGAUCCGAAAGCUGAUCUCGCAACGAUAAACACAAAAGAGGAAGAUGAAUUUGUACUUGAUCUCAUUCAAUCGAAAGUGAUGGAGCUGGGUGACGUCGGUGGAAUGAGUGACUAUGGGAAAUGUUGGAACAGUCACGUGUGGAUCGGGUUCCGUUUCGCUGCCAACACAUCACCUCGAGACGAGGAGCCGAUCAAUUACCCCGAUAGAUUACCCCAUCUUCCACCACUUCCACCACUUCCAUCGCCUCCAUCACUUCCACCACUUCCACCACUUCCAUCACUUCCACCACUUUCCAUCAUUCGCCCGAGACGUGCUGCAUCGACUUCGGAAAAUGUUUUCUCGUGGGCUGACGGAACUUUUGUCGGUUAUCAACAUGAGCCAAAUCAUUGGCAUCCCGAUGUUGAGCUCGAAUAUGUGGCAAUGAGCGAUCCAACGUGCACCUCAUCGAUCGACGGAAAUGAUUAUGGACACCGUCGAUGGGGAUGGCUUGAACAUCAACAAGCACAUCAAAUGGCACGAUAUCUUUGUGGGAAAACAAGGGCU